ACGUCAAUAUUAGUAUCGUUGACAAAAAUACCUUCCAAUCUCACCAAUACCAAUAACCUACCAAUUAUAAAGAAAUAAUUAAAAUGGCUUCAGUGUAUAGAUUAUUGCCAACCUCUACUGACUUUUACGCGGAAUUACAAAUAAGAUCAGAUGAUGCGGAACACCAUCGCCACGAAAGAUUUAAGGCUGUGAUGAUCUUGAUUAAAAUAACUCGUGGUUGGCUGAUCCGUAGGCACGUGGCAUGGUUAUCAUAUAAUGCUAGAAUCAUCCAGUGUGCAUUUCGUAGGUUUCUGGCAAUGAAGGCCAGACGAGAGGCGCUGAAAAAUGCCGUGCGUGAAAAACAUAGGAGAUAUUACGCUCUUGCUGCUACGAGGAUACAGGCACUCUGGCGUGGGCAUCACUCAAGGCGUACAAAGUUCUGCUACCGAACGUAUCGUCGCUGGUUGGCUACUGUGACAGAACGAGGAGAAAGACGAGCGGCAGAAGCUGCGGAAUUCGGUAUCAGAAGUCGUGCAGAUGAUCUGAGAAUUUUAGAGGAAGAGGCACGCACGUGGCUUGCUUUCGUUGUCUUCAAAUUACAUCAUUUACUUAGAACAUACGUCUGUGCAGGAGUAUAUUCAGAGUAUGCAUCAUCAGAAUUGUCUGAAUUUGAAAAACUACUAAAAUCUAUUCACUACACAGAAUACAUGAAGAGAUUGAAGCGGAAAUAUGAUGAGUUUGUAAGAAAACACCGACCGGCUUUUUCGAAUAAGAGGUUGUUUCCGAUAAUAGGGGACGGGGCCGAGUAUUGGUACUUAUCGUUGGCCGAAAUGUAUGAACUGACUACCCCGCCACCAAAAUCGAAACGAGAGGAUAACAGGCAUCGGGCGCUGCAUCACGGACGGAUACAUAAAGAACCCUUUUUGUGGAGGAGACCCAGGCCAGGCUGGCAAACAGAAGGCCGUGGGCCGUUUACAACAAAGUGUGUGACGAAGUAUCCUCCGGCUCCAGCGCCGACACCUAUUCGAGCUGGAGGAGAUUCAGAAAAGCAAGUCGUGCCAAAAGACCCUAGGUUCCAUCUCUAUGUCAAACAUUAUAAACCAGAUCCUGCCUUGUUUGAUUACAUCGACUUUCACAUUAACACCUUACUGAGACGAAAGUGUUCCAUUGAGAACAUCGAUAAAGAGCUAUGAGAUGAUAUUACAAAAUUGGAUGAAAUAUUCAUCAUUUUUAACAUUAACAACACAAGAGUGGUUUGUUUGAAAACACUUGGGUUUUAACAUGGUUGCGUAUUAUUUCUCCCUUUAUUUUUUUUUUGCUCGGAAAUCCGUAAUCAGGCUGCUAAGUUUGGAAGGGUCGUCCGGAUGUUGCGAGCCGCGAGCCUUUUGUUGUUACGCUUUUGUUGUUGUGAAUUUUACACUUGUAAUUUAUUUCAGGAAACGCCUUGGUGAGAAAGAAAUUACGUUAAACUCUCCAAGGAAAAUGUGUUUUGUAAAUUAACAUUACGCUUGUAUAGGUUUUGGUCGGAUAUUUUUUAUUUGCUGUCCUAAAUCAUGUUUUAAUAUUCGUGUUCCAACACGAACACGUAAAUCAACGGAAUUGGUUGAGUUUAGACAACGCUUGCAGGUAGCUGUUCAAAGUUUGGUUGGGGGACGAUUGGUAUGAAUCAAUUGGCAUGAAUAUUUUUUAUUCAAAUAUUUACCUUUUUAGAAAAUUUGAUGUAAAGUCCCCGUCACGAGAAGCUAUAAAUUUUGUAAACAAGUGUUCAGGAGUUCACAACGUAAAAGUAAAAAGUGAUAACGAAACAAUAGCAAAAUUAACAAUAAAAACCAGAUCCGCGAUAUAUGCAAAGCAAUGAAACAAACUCGUAAGCAUUCGAAACUCGAAUGACUGUUUAUUUCAAAAUGGCGUCCCGAUAGUUUACAAUCCCUGUGACGGACGCGUUCCGGUACCAAGAAACACAAACGAUAGCGCUUUGCGUCGUUAAAAUAUAAUUCGAAUAAAUUAAAUAGGUUGUUACUUUCAUAUAACCCGUCUAUAUUUCAUGUCGAUUGAAUAUGUUCAAGUUAUUAUUAUCUCGCAGUAUAAAAUGUUUACUUAGUAAAAGAUGUUUGUUUACAUAAUUUAUAGCUUCUCGUGACGGUUACUUUAGUUCAGAUGAACAAACACAUAGAUAUGCGUUUGUAUAUAAUAUUAAAAAAUCAUGUACGGGUAUGCAGAACCUAUAGAAUUUCACUUACUACAAGUUUUUUAAACUCUCACUACAUUUAUGAUUCUGAUUAAACGCAAAAUCGCAUCAUAAUAGCUUGAAAAUGUCAUCGUUAUUGUAUCUUUAUCUUGCAGUCAUAUCAUAUUAUUUGAAAAAGAAAAUAGGUGUGUGCUAGCAUAUUCAUACGCUUCAAUUCUGCUUACACAAGGCGGUACGCGAUGAAUCGAAAUCGAUGACAUUCUCACAAUAUUUCGCCGUAGAAAAGCUUAUUUUAUUCUCACAUUCAAAUACUCCGACGUGCUCAUACUGGGAAAAGAUGUAGGUAAUGUAGUUGUGUUAUGUACAAUUGUACGCGCUUGUUUGUUCUUCAGUCUAUUAUGUUGAAGUAUCUUUACUGUGCGUCUCAAGCUCAUUUGUCUGACAAUGCCCGUUUGACUCGGCAAAUUUAUUAGGGUCAGAAUAAUGCAGGUUGGUUUCUGAACCAACUCCUUAUUGCACAGCCCGACUUAAGGCGGGUACCCAUUUGUUAGACGUAUAAUGGUUGACCCACUUUACUUAUGUGCCACGAAGCUGCCAGUAUAGGGUGUGAUUUGCGUCGCGGUACCACAGACAAUUACUCGUACCCUAUCAUUUAUUUAACAAUAGAUUCUAUUGAGAAGGUCCUAAACUCAAUAUGCUGUGCAUUCAUUUAGAAAUUCAAGGUCGAGUGAGGUAGCGUGUCGUGGUAUAGGUUCAUUUUGCUUUCAGUUUUGCGAACUUAACGUCAACUGUAACUGUCAGUCGCUCGCUCUGAGGGUGUGUGGGGUAUGAAUAAUGUAUGGGGUAAAUUUGCAAGUGUUUCAAUUUACACCCGCCGACACUCCACGCCGUUGAUACGCACCCGAGAAGUUGAAGAGCAAAAAAGAAAACAACGAGUCGCGGCACGCGUUACAUGGGGACUAGACGCCUGAGCCGAGCACAACCACUGAACUAGCUAUUUUCAAAUAUGAAUGAAGUGCGACACUGAUUUACUCUUUGUUUCACACCUUCAUUAUAUGAAGCCUCAUUACAUAAUUUUGUUCAUUUUCAUCUUUUGUGUUUACAUAAUUUAUUAAUGUAUUUUCAGUUCACUAUUGUAGUAUAACCAUAUUCUGCUAAUAGUGAAAUUGAGUCAUAAAUAAUACAGCAACGUGUAACUCCAUUAGCAGUUAGUCUAUAUGUCUACCUAACAUCUGUAAAAUAAUUAAACAGUUAGGUACGUAGCCAGGGUAGGCCUUCAUUGUAUAUAAAUUAAAUUUCCAUUAUUACGCAGCGAAAUAAAUUACGUAUUUACGAAACUUGUUCGAUCGUAAUUUUCUUUAUUGAUUUUGUUCCCGCCGCAAACGAGUAUGUCGGGUUUUCAAUUUUCUAAGCAACUUUUCAACAUUGUUCAGCUUUGUAAUCGUUAAAUUGGUACAUUUAAAUAAAUUGGCUUUUUGUAUGA
Spodoptera frugiperda (fall armyworm) is the source of this 3650-nucleotide messenger RNA. RefSeq lists its product as uncharacterized. NCBI's taxonomy places the organism in Eukaryota, Metazoa, Arthropoda, Insecta, Lepidoptera, Noctuidae. The transcript is spliced from 2 exons. Bases 84 to 1172 code for a protein of 362 amino acids. The record is from RefSeq and is a predicted model, not a curated record. Gene Ontology annotation, molecular function: protein binding.